This is a messenger RNA of Orbicella faveolata, 1212 nucleotides long. RefSeq names its product D-glutamate cyclase, mitochondrial-like. Gene Ontology annotation, molecular function: D-glutamate cyclase activity. Lineage: Eukaryota; Metazoa; Cnidaria; Anthozoa; Scleractinia; Merulinidae. Gene Ontology annotation, biological process: glutamate metabolic process. The record is from RefSeq and is a predicted model, not a curated record.
AUGCCUUUUGGAGGGUGCUUCGUUUAUUUCAAUUGUAACAACCUUGCGUCGUCUUUUAUGGUACUCGAGGUUACAUUUGAAGGAAUACGGGGCAGUGAUUACCAGGGUGACAUCGCAAUAGACGACUUUUUGUUGGAACCAGGGUCUUGUCCUUCAAAGUUGCCACUAGCCUUUACUGACAAUACGGAUCGACUAGUUGGCUGCGAUGCAAUAGUCGAAGAUUUCCUUGACAAACAUCCCUUUGCUAACACUGAUGCCAAGCCACGAGUAGUGACAAUAAAGGAAUCACCUUUCGCUGCCUCUUUGUUGUCUGAAGAAGCCAUGACCAAAAUUCGUUACCUAGAGUCCGAGAUUCAAGAAGACAUCGGGAAGAGAGGUAUUGCGAAUCUUCACAUUCCUGACGAACUUCUGAAGGCGGCACUUGUGUUGUCUCACGGGUCAUCCGUGGGUAUACAUUUCGGUUUCCCUUGUAAUACCAAUGAAGAGUUCCCGGAUGAAACCGAUGGACCUCUCGGGGCAAUCGUGUUGGGCAAAGCCCUAAAAGCUCUUGGAAAGGAAGUGACGUUUAUUGCAAGUUACUACCACGUGGAAUUUGUGCAGGAACUUGUGCGAACCUUCUUGGAGAAUAACGUGUCUGUUGUAGAGUUCACGCCAGAGCGGACGCAUGGCUCAGGUGGGGUUAAAACUGCUGCUAACAAACUUUUAUUCAACGAUGCAGCUCAUCAAAUGAGUCCCAAGUUUGACGUUGUGGUUGCCAUAGAGGCGGUUAGCAGGUCUGAUGACGGACGUUACAUGACCAUGAAAGCGAGGGAUUUAUCGCAUAUUUGUAAAGUCAGUCCAGUUGAUGAAGUUUUCAUUCAAGGUACCUGUAGACAUUUUGGAUGUUGUAUGAACUUUGUAAAACGCGGUGACUGACUGUGUUCCCUGAGGUCUGGCCGUGGCCAUUAGGGACCUACGAGAAUGACAUCUCUAAACCUUCUGCGCGUGCGCAACAUCAUGCCGUUGCCACAAUCUGUAGUUUCAUAGGUCAGAGACAAGAAAGAGCGAAGGCUCUGAGAACAAGACUGAUUUGAAAUGGGAAGAUGCUACUCAUAUUUAUAAGUUCCCAGUCCUUUUAUCGUGUUCUUCGGAAAGACACGCUUAAUAGUGCCUCGCUUAAUUCAGGGCAAUGUCCCGUGGGGGUGAUUGGAAAUACAGUAGAACCUCAAUUAU